This is a messenger RNA of Chenopodium quinoa (quinoa), 522 nucleotides long. RefSeq names its product RING-H2 finger protein ATL65-like. The transcript has a single exon. The coding region runs from base 1 to 522 and encodes 173 amino acids. The record is from RefSeq and is a predicted model, not a curated record. NCBI's taxonomy places the organism in Eukaryota, Viridiplantae, Streptophyta, Magnoliopsida, Caryophyllales, Amaranthaceae.
AUGGUAAUGGAGAUUAUCAUAUCUGUAUUCUUGUUAUUUUGUGGAAUUGCAAUUUUGGUAAUAAUCCAUAUUUGUAUUGUUGGGAGGGCAUUUAGUAGAGGUUUUGGAGCAGAUGGUGUCCCUUACAUUAAGGGUGCAGGCAUGACUCUGCAAGACCUUAAGAAACUGCCGUGUUUCGAGUACAGCAAACAACAGACAGUUUCAGAGAAAGAAACUUCUGCUGCUGCUGCUGCUGCUUGUGAGGCUGCGGCUGCUGCUACUGAGGCUGCUAAUACUGAUGCUGCAAUCCUUGAUUGCGCGGUUUGUUUAGACAGUUUCGAGGUUGGUGAUUACUGCAGAAGUCUGCCUAAUUGUCACCAUUACUUUCAUGUUCAGUGUGUUGAUGUUUGGCUUACUAAAUCACCAUUCUGUCCGGUUUGUCGAACCUGCACUGUCAUCAAGCUGUCGCCUAAAGUUGUCUCCAGUGUAGGCGAUGCAGGACGCAAUGCUACAUCACCCAAUGUCGCGGUUGAUCUGUGUUAG